AUGGAAGUUGUUCAUUAUCCACAUUCUGCCUUUGAAAAAUGUCCCAAGCCAUUCAUUGCCAGCCAAUCACACCCAUCUUGCCAGUCUGUGGUAGAGAUGGGUAUCCUCUACUUGGCAUGCCAGAUCAAGGUGGCCUCUGUACAUCUGAAGCAGACUGCCAAUAUUGUGGGAUGGCCCACACAUUGGUUUGCAAACCUAGCAAUGGACUUGAAUCAGCUUAAUAGCUUGAUUCUGGUGACAGUGUUGCAUGCCAAUUAUACUCCUCCCCUCCUGGUGUGCUACCAUGCAUACCUCAGACACCAAGAUGAUGAGCUAACUCCCCUUAGCACAUUUUGCAUAAUUGACAAUAUCAGUGCCAUCAUCCUGCAUUGGACCCCACAUGCAGCUGAUCCCAAUUCCAGCUUUGCAGUCCCUUGGUGGCUAUAUCAUUCCAAGGAAUAUGCAGCAGAUUCCCAAAGAUUGCAAGGCAAGGGAUUGUUUUCUGCAGCCUGGGAUUUUUUCAAGUUGAUGAUGGCCCAGGGCUUAUGGCCAUUUCUUGAGGCACCAAUCACAGACUGUCUUGAUGGCCAUAUCAAGGAGUGGUGGGCAUUGCAUGGGUUGUUGGGCAUGCUGCUUCAAUAG
Messenger RNA from Pisolithus orientalis, 621 nucleotides. RefSeq lists its product as uncharacterized. The record is from RefSeq and is a predicted model, not a curated record. The coding region runs from base 1 to 621 and encodes 206 amino acids. The transcript is spliced from 5 exons. Lineage: Eukaryota; Fungi; Basidiomycota; Agaricomycetes; Boletales; Pisolithaceae.